Messenger RNA from Nelumbo nucifera (sacred lotus), 674 nucleotides. RefSeq names its product small ribosomal subunit protein eS27y-like. Gene Ontology annotation, biological process: translation. The record is from RefSeq and is a predicted model, not a curated record. NCBI's taxonomy places the organism in Eukaryota, Viridiplantae, Streptophyta, Magnoliopsida, Proteales, Nelumbonaceae. Gene Ontology annotation, cellular component: ribosome. Gene Ontology annotation, molecular function: structural constituent of ribosome.
CAACUUAUUCAUCCAAUGGCUAACAAUUAUUUAAAUCUUCCUUAUAAGUACCAUGUUUAUUUCAGUCCCUCUCCCAUUCGUCUACUAGCUGCAAGCCUGCAACAUCUCUCGCUGUUCGGAGGCUUAUCUAGGGUUUCUGGUUCUGCUAGGGUUUCCGCCAAAAUGGUUCUUCCCAACGAUAUUGAUUUGCUCAACCCUCCGGCCGAGCUUGAGAAGAGGAGGCACAAGCUCAAGCGUCUUGUGCAAUCACCGAACUCAUUCUUUAUGGACGUGAAGUGCCAAGGCUGUUUCAACAUAACUACUGUUUUCAGCCAUUCGCAAACCGUUGUGGUGUGUGGGAACUGUCAGACGGUAUUGUGUCAGCCGACGGGAGGGCGUGCUAGACUUACCGAGGGAUGCUCCUUCAGGAGGAAGGGAGACUGAGGGUGAUCACUAAAUGUUGCUAGAAUUCGUAUUGGCUUAGCAUUCAUUGCAAAAAGAGGCGGUUUUGGUUUUUGUUUCUAUGAUAUAAUUUUGUUAGGAGAACAUUUGUGACUGAGAUUACUACCGACUGUAUGUUUCUUUACUUUUUUUAUGGAAUUUGAUUUUAUUUGGAACUAUGUUAAUAUAUAUUGUCACAACUCCGGUUAUCUUUAGUUGCCUCGUCGGUUAUGGUAUGAUAUUUGUUUACGUAA